Messenger RNA from Epinephelus moara (kelp grouper), 8606 nucleotides. RefSeq names its product solute carrier family 9 member A5 (gene slc9a5). Gene Ontology annotation, biological process: sodium ion transport; regulation of pH; proton transmembrane transport. The transcript has 16 exons. Gene Ontology annotation, cellular component: membrane. Gene Ontology annotation, molecular function: sodium:proton antiporter activity. Bases 1 to 2679 code for a protein of 892 amino acids. The record is from RefSeq and is a predicted model, not a curated record. Lineage: Eukaryota; Metazoa; Chordata; Actinopteri; Perciformes; Serranidae.
AUGAGGAAGCUUUGUGACUACGACCCCAGGUCCUGUCGCCCUCAUCAUCGUCCUGAUGCUGUUUCCUGUCGUCCCGCAGUGUUCCACUUCUCGCAGCGCUUCACCACGGUGGUUCCAGAGAGCUGCAUGCUGAUCCUUCUGGGUCUGGUUCUGGGCGGGGUCGUCCUCAUAGCCAAUAAGAAGCAGCUGUACCAGCUGGAGCCCGCCCUCUUCUUCCUCUUCCUGUUGCCGACCAUCGUGGGCGACGCCGGGUACUUCAUGCCGGCCCGCCUCUUCUUCGACAACCUGGGAGCCAUCCUGACGUACGCCGUGGUGGGAACGCUGUGGAACGCCUUCUGCACCGGCUUCUCCCUGUACGCUGCCAAACUGCUGGGGGUCAUAGAUGAGCGCGUGCAGGCAGACCUGAUGGACUUCCUGUUGUUCGGAGCGUUGAUCUCAGCUGUUGACCCCGUGGCGGUGCUUGCUGUGUUCGAGGAGGUUCAUGUCAACGACACGCUCUUCAUCAUCGUGUUCGGAGAGUCGCUGGUUAACGACGCUGUCACAGUGGUUCUAUAUAAGGUCUACAUCUCCUUCGUGGAGGUCGGAGCGGAGAACGUUCAGACAGCUGAUUACUUCAAAGGAGUCGCCUCCUUCCUCAUCGUCAGUGUUGGUGGGACUCUGGUGGGUCUGGUGUUUGCAGUCCUCCUCGGCUUCAUCACUCGGUUCACCAAGAAGGUUCGGAUCAUCGAACCGUUGUUCGUCUUCCUGCUGGUCUACCUGGCCUACCUGACCGCCGAGCUCUUCUCCCUGUCCGCCAUUCUGUCGAUGACCUUCUGUGGUAUCGGCGCCAACAAGUACGUGGAGGCCAACAUUUCCCAGAAGUCUCGGACCACGGUGAAGUACACGAUGAAGACGCUGGCCAGCAUCGCUGAGACCAUCAUCUUCAUCUUCCUGGGGAUCUCAGCAGUGGACAAGUCCAAGUGGGCCUGGGACACCGGCCUGGUGUCCUGCACGCUCGUCUUCAUCCUCGUCUUCAGAGCUGUGGGUGUGAUUGGUCAGACCUGGAUUCUGAACCGCUUCCGCCUCGUCCCAUUGGACAAGAUCGACCAGGUGGUGAUGUCGUACGGCGGCCUGCGAGGGGCGGUGGCGUUCGCUCUGGUGGUGCUGCUGGACGGCCAGCAGGUCAAAGCGAAGGAUUACUUUGUCGCCACGACGAUUGUGGUUGUCUUCUUCACCGUCAUGUUCCAGGGUCUCACCAUCAAACCUCUGGUGAAAUGGCUCAAAGUUCCUCGAUCCACCAGCAGGAAGCCGACCAUCAACGAGGAGAUCCACGAGAGGGCCUUUGACCACAUCUUGACAGCAGUGGAGGACAUUGCAGGACUGCAGGGGUACCACCACUGGAGAGACAAGUGGGAGCAGUUUGAUAAGAACUACCUCAGUAAGCUGCUGCUGAGGAAGUCUGUGUACAGGAAGAGUGAACUGUGGGAGGCCUAUCAGAAGAUCAACAUCAGGGACGCCAUCAGUGUCAUCGACCAGGGGGGGAACGUCCUGACCUCAGCCAGAUUGUCUCUGCCCUCGAUGGCCAGCAGAGCCUCGUUCCCUGAAGUCACCAAUGUCACCAACUACCUGCGUGAGAACGGCAGCGGUGUGUGUCUGGACCUUCAGGUGAUCGAUAACGUCCUUGGAGCCAAAGUAGAGGAGGACAUGGAGACGCAUCACGUUCUGGCAGGGAACCUGUACAAACCCAGGAGACGGUACCAGUCCCACUACAGCCGUCACUUCAUGCCCCUGGGGGAGAAGGAGCGUCAGGACCGGGAGGUGUUUCAGAGGAACAUGAAGAGCCGCAUGGAGACGUUCAAAUCCACCCGACACAAACGACACAAGAAGGAGAGGAGCCUGAAGAAGCGCCGAGGAUCCGACGCCAAGGAGGACGGCAGCGACAAACCCAGACGCAACGUCAGCUGGCAGGACAAGAACCCAGUGGUGGUCCCUGUGGAGUCAGAGGAGGAGAAAGGUGAACAUUCAGACCCUGAGAAGGACGAAGACGUCGGCAUCACCUUCAUCGCUCGCAAGGUAGAGACGCCAAAACAACGACCCACAUCAGUUCCUGCAGCUCUGGAGGGGGUUCAGAGUCCAUCAGCCGGCCCCUCCUCCCCCCCCAGGGCAGACAGCCACCUGCCGUGGAAGGGCGGCGUGGGUUCUCCUCCCCCCUGCGUCUCCGUGGAGGCCACAAAGAUCAUCCCUGUGGACCUGCAGCAGGCCUGGAACCAGAGCAUCUCCUCCCUGGAGAGCAUCUCCUCGCCGCCCGCACACACGGAGCCCAUACACCCCCGUGUCAGCGCCCUCUCCAGGCUGGGAGGCCCCCGCCCGGCCUCCUACACCCCACCAGGCAGCGCGGCGGGCAGCAUGGCAGGCAGCACCUCCUCCAUCGGAGGUCAGGUGUCACAGGGCUCCUUCAGCUUCCCAGAGAAGAAGAAGAAGGAGGAGGAAGAAGAGGAGGAGGAGGGAGCGCUGCAGGAGAUGCAGCCGCUCAUGUCGUCUCUGAGGCCCCCCGGCUCCCUGCCCCCACCCCCGCCGCCGCCAGGCUCCGCCCUCGGCUCAGGGAGGAGGAGGAACCCCUGCGUCUACCUGAGGAGCCUUGUGACGGCGCCGCCGCCUGGCAGCGGCGAGCCGCACAGCCGAGGCCCCACCCAGCUGUAACAGAUCCCACAUCAGUCAAACAUCUGACGCCUGCAGAGCGGACUGCAGGACGCCAUCACUGCAACACACACACACACACACACACACACACAGACAUCAGGCGGCCCGUCACAUCGUCCAAUCAGAAAGCAGCUCCCUGCGUCUCCUCUCAGCUUCACAGUGUCACUCUGAUGGUGGGUCAUGUGACCCUCCUGCAGUCCGAGUCAGCUUAAAGGUUUACUCUGCACCACCCGUCCAUCAGUCUGUCCAUCAGUCUGUAAACACCAUCAUCAGUGAACGUCAGCCUCUUGAUCUGGAGCUUUGUCCACUCGUGUUUCUCCCUGAUACAUUUGUGUUUAUCCUGCGCUCUCUGUGAUUUUCAGAGCUUUCUCUGCUUCCUGCUGUGUACGCUCUGACACCUGCUCAUUAACUUGUUAUAAAGUCCUGAUGUCACCUGAGCGCUGUGACCACAAACGUCCCAAACAACAGCAACAUAAGACCACCGCACACUGAGAGCAGUGAUAGGGCCCAAACCAUACUUUAAAAACGGUACUGGUGCCUGAAGUGAUACUUAAACCCUGUGGUUGUAUGACUCCGCCCACCAAUCCACCCUGUGGUUGUAUGACUCCGCCCACCAGUCCACCCUGUGGUUGUAUGACUCCGCCCACCAGUCCAGUGUCUCUGACAGUCUCCAUUCAUGUCAGUGAAAACAUGGAUGCUUCACACACAGAAGAUCUAUACAAUCAGCACAGUUUCAAGAUUAGAGUCACCAAUUCAGUAUCUGACCAAAUGUCUCCCCUUCUGUUCCUGAGAUAUGACGUUAAAACAUGAUGAUGUCACAGUCAAGCUGACCUUUGACCUUUUGACCUUCAUUAUUUUAUCCUGUUAGACAUUUGUGUCAAGUUUGGUCAGAAUUAGUGAAUGAAUUCAUCAGUUAUGGACAAACAUGUUUAUGUUUGAGUUUAUUUGAGUCCCUCGAGACCCUCUUGAGAUUGAGAUGGAUGUAAGGUCACAGUGAACUCUGACCUUUGACUGACAAAUUCUAUUGAGUUUAUUCUUGAAUCAAAGUGGACGUUUGUGCCAUAUUUGAAGAAAUUCCCUUGAGGUCCUGAGAUAUUGUGUUCACAAGGAUGGGAUGGAUGCACAGACAACCUGAAAACAAAAUGCCUCCGGCUGCGUCUGUCGCCGGUACAGUACAUUUAAAAAAAAAAAAAAAAAAAAAGCACAAACAACGUUGACAACAAAAAGUUGAACUUGAAAUUGAACAAUAUAUAAAAUCUCAUCAGUUUAAAGUUACUUAAUUGUAUAAAUAUAUAUAAGAACAAAACAAAUGUACAUAUUUAAACCUGACUUCAAUAAUUAAACAUCAGAUAACAGUAACAGUGCCAUUAACCAGAGGUGGGGGACUCGAGUCACAUGACUUGACUCAAGUCAGACUUUGAGCUGCAAAUUUGAUGACUUGAGACUUGACUAACAGGAUCAAAGACUCGACUUAACUUUGACUUGGUAUUCAUGACUUGUCACAAAUGACCUGACAAGUAUUGACUUUUUUAUGAUCAGUAAUUUUUAUUGUUUUCUUUUGAGCAGAAAAAAAACAUCAGAUCAGCCUUCAUCAUAUAAAAACUACAAAAAUGUGAUUUAAGGACUGAAGAGGUUCCACAGCUGUGUGGUCAGAUAGAAGACAGAGCUCACACAAACUGACUGAAACAAAAUCAACAAAACUAAGAAAUAAAAAUAAAUAAUUAAAAAAGUAAAUACAUCAAACAAUCAUUGGCAGACGUGUAAAUAACUGAUUGUCACAUGACACAAGUCUAAAUGAUGUUUAAGGGUCUGAGUCUAUAUGACAUAUAGAUACGUCAGGGACUUUUAAAGAAGGAGAUGUGAUAUGUCUUCACCUGACUGAUGAGCCUGUAGGAGACGAGUCUGGAAUUUUAAUUAAAUUUUUGCAUUUUUCUAGAUCUUAAGAAGUUACAUUUUGUCUUUGAAUCAUCAGGUGAUUUCUAAUGUGUGUACAAACCUGACGACCUGUUAGGACGCAGCCAACCAGCAGAGGUCAACACACAAGGCAGCUAUCAGAGGGGGCGGGGCCAAAUAUAAUAAAGUUAGGAUUUGAGGAUUGAGAUGUCGACGACGAUAGUAAGAGACCAGCUGUAUGCUAACGUCACUGAUACGACCACCACAACAUCGACUGCUGCAGCAAGCCAACACGCCGUCUGUGGUCAUUUUGACUUGACCAGCUGACUUCACUACAAGCUGAUUGGCUGUUGAAACAGGUGACGUGCUUUAAAACCAGCCGCCGGCCAUUUGACCAGCUGAGUGUCAGAUGACACCAUCAGCUGGUUUGAGUCCAGCUCAGACCGGCCAGUUCACACCGCUGACACUUUUCUCUGUGACGUUCUAAAACAGUUUCAUCUCGUCACCAAUCUUUGGUCCGAACUGGACUUAAGACUUAAGACUUAAGACUUGAGACUUGCACACGUAUGACAUGCAGCCACCUCUGCUAAUAAUGGCAACAUACAUUUUGUGUCAGGAUCAAUAAUGAUCUCCAAUAACUCUGCAGAGACUCUGCAGACAGACAUUUCUGUGUUCUCUCUUUAGGAGCAGCUGAGACCGUCUCUACGAUAAAAAAUCACCAUGGUCCACCUUAACAGUCCACCUUAAAUGAGCCUGGUCAGGUUCUAGUGGGAGACUAGCUUCAGGACUAACGUCCGUCACUGUAGCAGGUGAUGACAAACAGGAACUUGUAACAUUUAUUAUCUAUUCAUUGACAAACAACGUGAACGGUUCACACACUUUAACUUUACUCUGUCUGCUCGGCUCGCUGCAGCAUCGCUGUCACACACACACACACACACACACACACACACACACACACACACACACACACACACACACACACACACACACGUUGUUUUACCACGCAGAUUUGCUAUGUAAACAAUCUGACAUCAAAAUGGGGCAUCAAAAUCUGCGCUGUGAUUGGCUCCUGUAGGUACAGGUCAUUAAGGAACCAGUACCCACCUGUCACUGAGAGCAGGUCAUCAGUGAUGGUUACUGCUGUAUCAGUGUGUUUUUAGGAAACUGGUGCAGAGUACAUCUUUAACAUGUGACUGCAGGAGUCAGAGGUCACCUUCUCGUCCAAUCACUGCUGCUGUACAUCACCAGCUCUCGAGGGAAGAUUAAUGCACACACAACAGACAGUUGACGUCUUUUUAACCCUUAUUUUGUACAUCUGAUGACAUUUUGUCUGUAACUUUAAUCAUCAGAGAGACUUGAGGAAAUAUUCGUCCUCAUUCGGUCGUUGAGUCCAUCGGCCCGACACGUCCCGCUGACAGAAUCAGCCUCACACUGCUGCUCGUCUGUACGUCGUCAUAGGAGAAGAUAAACAGUGUAGCACUGAUCAUAUCUACAAUCAAUACAAUGUAAUCAAUCAUGUGCUGGAGGGGGAAACUGACUGAUGAUGACUGUUCAUUUCAAACAUGUUACUGACACACGGUAUGAUGUGUUGUGAUGAUGAUCCUUUAAUGGAGGUCAGGCUGACAGUGAGCCUCACCUGCUUCACUCUGAGCUGAUGAACCCUCUCACCUGUAUUUAUCCCAUCAGAGCUUCUCAUUUAAAAUCUGAAAUGUAUUUUAUAAAGCUGCAGAUAUCUUAGAUCUACAGAGGAGUUUAUUUUGAACGACCAAAGUGUGUAAAAAGGAGCAUAAGAACAUUUAUACAGUGUGUAUCUGUCUAUAACUGCCUUACUCUGCUGUGUGUCCAUCGUCCUGUGUGUGUGUGUGUGUGUGUGUGUGUGUGUGUGUGUGUGUGUGUGUGUAGGUGUAUUACUCCACCAGCAGGCUGUGCACGCUCUUUACUUUCACUCUGUCGCCUUGUUUUGCCAAAGAAUGUGUUCGCCUUAAUGUCAGAGCUGCUUUCACACACGCUGCUGCUGCUGCAGGUCACUGCACACACACGAUUCAACCAAUCAGAGAUAGACGCAGUGUCUCAGUCCAACGCUUGCAUCAUGACAUCACACGUUCCUGUGCUGAUGCUGUUAAAGCUGGGGAGGCAGAAAUCUGAUAAAGGCGGAAAAAAUUAUCAGAAUUAAAUAAUCAUCCUGCAGCUCCUCCCUCUCUGUCCGCGCUUCGUACAGUCACCCAGCGUUUCCCACCUGAUUUGUUUAAUCUUAUCUCAUUCUCUGCACCCCUCUCUCUCUCUCUCUGUUUAUCAGACCACAGAUGAGACAAGAAUUAGCUGCUAGCUCCGCCCACGCUCCCUCCGCAUCAUUGGGACUGCUUCGGCUCAAAUUCAGCCAGCUCAAACCCUCCAGCACCGGGUGUCACAGCGAGCUGGUGUCCAGCAGCAGCGUCAGGUCUAACCUGUGUAACAGCAGCAACAGAAAGUUUGCUGAUCUGGUGGGGAGGUGGGGCUGUCCGGUCCCUCAGAGCUGGGGUUUGAUCUGACUGGAGGUCAGUCUCUGGAGCUGCUACCUGCUCUCCACCCAGCGAGGUGGUCUGUGGUGGCGGAGAGUGAGGCGGAGGACACACUGGAAUUGGAGGCUCUAGCUAACGUUAGCUACAUAAACAUGAGUCUUCAGCUCCAGUUAGCAGAAGGUUAAACUAGUGCGAUGCUGUGAUGCUAAAAAAAAUGUAUCCACGUCUCUUUUGCCACGUAAGUUGAUGGGAAAAAGUUUUUCUGCGCUGCAGGGUUUCACGUGACGGACUAGGGAGCUGUAAUUCUACUGUUUGGCCACCAUGAAAAUUGGCUUCAAAGCCUGACGCACAUCUGCUCGUGUAGUACAGCCAAUAGGAACACUGUCUCUCUGAAAUGACCUGUGAUUGGACAGAGUCUCCUGAAAACAAGAGGAGGAGCAGGAGUCAAGUUUUCUCUCAGUGAGUUACAAUAUGAUCAAAGGUAAUUAUGGGAUUUUUGCCAAAUGAUGCCAAAACUAAACUGUCUACCCCAGCUUUAAAGGAAAAAUACUGCUCAUGUUGCGUUCAGGUCAUGUGGGACAGAAGAUGUUUGUGAUUGCUUCCAGCUGUCAGACUCAGUACUGCAGAAUUUAGCUCUCUGACAGUCUCACUGUCUCAUUAUCUGACUCAUAUUGGUAUCAAAACAAAAGAGACACAAAUAUUGGCUCCACGUAUUUCAAAGUAACUCUACCUCACUGCCGAAACACUCUGCGGAGAGAUGACUGAAUGUACGUACCCUUAUUUUGAAGUCAGAUCUGUCAGGAAAAAUCCAACUUCCCAGUCUUAAUUGUGACUUGGAUGGAAUACGCUGAUUAUGAAAAAUUCCACGACAUGAACGCGUCACAGAGUAGCAUGUACCUAUGAAGAAGUUCUUCCCUGUGUAAAGAAAUUCAGAAUGCUGUAUAAUAUAAUGAUCAGUGUUUUGUUUUCAGAGCUCUGUUUCUGCAGCAAUACGAGUCCAUCCUCCCUGUCCCUCCACAAGUCACUGCGGCAACGGCUCUGUUAGCCCUGUUAACCCUGUUAGCCCCGUUAGCUCUGUUAGCCCUGUUAGCUGCUGUGGCUUUAACCUCCUGAUGAACUUGAGUAUUGAUUUGUGGGUGGAGUGAAUGUUGAGCUGGUGCAGCAGGCUGUUUGUGUGUUGUGUCUUUGUCGUGGCCUCUUUGUGCAGCAGUGACUGAAACAACCGACAGAAACAUGCCGCUGCUUGCACAGAGGCCGUUCUGCUCAUAAGAUACUUGAACUGACACCAGACCAGUCGUGAGGAGGGGUUAACCGUCUGGUUCCACCACAGAGACCUGAAUGUGUUUCAUCCAGCUGUCGGCGUCAGUGUGGCUCUUUAAUCACUCUGUAUUUGAACACACAGACACAGGAAUGUGCUGCUGUCUUUGUCUCAUCUGUGAUUCAGGUCGUCGUGUGGAAAAUCGAAUGAAACUAAUCUGUCUUUGUGCCAAAUAUCUGUCAGCGUCGGCUUCUGCCCAGAGAACUACAAGUCAA